Molecule: messenger RNA, 1203 nt
Organism: Penicillium brasilianum
Lineage: Eukaryota; Fungi; Ascomycota; Eurotiomycetes; Eurotiales; Aspergillaceae
Source: the annotation of a GenBank genome assembly
AUGGUUUAUUCACUGAUUGGACUCGGUGGUUAUCUGGCCCUGGCUUCGACUCUGCGAUUUCAAAGACGUCGCGCUCUUCACCGAAAAUAUGCCUAUAAUACACGUGAAUCAAUGGGAAAGAUGACCGACCAGGAUGCAUUCACAAUUCAAAAGACAAUUUUGCAGAUGGAGUUCCCCUUUAUCGUUCUCAAAUCCCUCCAGUUUGCUCUAUUCCGGACAUACGGCAUUCCCACUAUAUCAACCCUGCUCUUGAAGACAUCCCAAUUCUCCGAUCCCGCAACAUCCUUCAAGCGAUAUGCAGAUACAGGGGCCCUCAUCGGCGAAUUCAUGGCCUUUGAUCCAAGCUCGGAACGAGCCCAAACGGCCAUCGCCCGAACUAAAUUCCUCCAUCAAGGCUAUCGAGCCAGCGGCAACAUCCUCGAAGAGGACAUGCUCUAUACCCUCAGCCUCUUCGCACUCGAGCCAAUCCGAUUCGUCAAGAUGUACGAGUGGCGCGAAAUGACCGAGAUGGAGCGCUGUGCCGUCGGAACAUACUGGAAGAGUCUCGGAGAUGCACUAGGUAUAAGCUAUGAGACACUGCCAUCGGGUAAGAUGGGAUUCCGGGAUGGAAUCCAUUGGUUGGAGGAGGUUAGAGAUUGGAGUCUGGAGUAUGAAGUGAAGCAUAUGAAGCCCCAUCCUCGGAACAAGGAGAUUGCGGAUCGAACUAUCGAUGUGUUGGUAUACAAUCUGCCAAGGUUCAUGAAGCCGUUGGGCCUGUACUUUGUGUCUUUUUUGAUGGACCAGAGGCUCCGCAGUGCAAUGAUGAUCGAUCCCCCACCGGCAUUUUUCAGCGCCGUUUUCUCUGCCGUCUUCCGGCUGCGCAAGUUCUAUUUACGAUACUUGGCCCUUCCCCGCCCAGGUUUCAUGCGGCUGGAUGUAUUCACGGAGAAGCCCAACAAGUACGGACGCAACUACGUCCUUUUCUACGAAGGUGCACCGUUCUAUGUGCAGCCUACUAUUUCGAAUCGAUGGGGACCGGUGGCUUGGUUCAAAUGGGCACUGGGCCAGCCGCUACCUGGCGAUGACGGUGAUAAGUACUACCCCCAUGGAUACCACACUCCUGAUCUAGGACCGAAGUACUUCGAGGGCAAGGGCCGGAAAGAGCUCGAGGUUAUCAAGAAAGGCAUCAAGCAGCAGCGGAUGAGCCGGUGCCCGUUCCCUUGA